AUGCAACUAUUAAAUUAUUUCUCUCUAUUUUACGCUUCCGUUAUGUCUAGUUCGCAAGUAAUUCUAAUAUGUCUCACAGGAUAUUUAUCCGCAAAAUAUGGAGUGAUCACUUCCAGUGUCCAAAAGGGAUUGUCUGAAUUAAUAAUUAAUGUUUUGAUGCCAUGUCUAUUCGCGACUUUUGGAUUAAUUAGUGGAAGGUUACUAAAGCUGUCCUCACCGGAUAUUCGAUUUGUGACUACAGGUAUUAUAUUUAAUAGUGUCACAACACUUUCCCUAGGAUUAUUAAGGAGUAUGUCAAAUACCGAUGCAAUCAAGAUAUUAUCGUUUGGGGAAAAUGAUACAACUUCGGAUAUAGUAAAUCGAGGAACAUCUUAUAUAUUGUUGGGAUCUCUUUUCAGUCCAUAUCUACUCAAAAAAGGAAAUAUCGAUAUAGAAUCUUCUAUUUCUUCGAAUAUUUCAAAUAUUCCAAAGUUCGACGGAAUAUCUCAUGUUGCACCUAUUACUGAGACAGCCCAUUUGAUAAAAUAUGAUGAAUUCGAUAUUCUUGGUGAAGAUGCGCCAUUCGUCAUUAUUCCAAGAAGCAUGGAUUAUAUAGAUUCUUCAGCAAUUCCAUUAACACUCAUAACUCUGGGAGCUCGACUAAAAAACUUGCCACGCGCUAAAGGAAAAGAAAUGUUUCUGGCUAUCACUUUCAUAAUAUUUUAUCGUUUUAUAAUUAUGCCGACUAUUGGCUUAAUUGUGAUUUUCUUCACAAAGACAUGGUAUAUGGACGAUCCUACCUUACGGUUUGUUCUAAUUUUAAUCGCGAGUGGACCAACUGGAGUUAAUUGCAUGAAUUUAGCUCAAUUGUGUGGUGCAUUUCAAGAAGAGAUGGCAGCAUUAUUAUUUUAUUCUUAUAUCGCAAUGGCUCCUAUGAUAACUCCCCUUAUAAUGAUUAUCUUGUCAACUUGUCGAUGA
Molecule: messenger RNA, 957 nt
Organism: Diversispora eburnea
Lineage: Eukaryota; Fungi; Glomeromycota; Glomeromycetes; Diversisporales; Diversisporaceae
Source: the annotation of a GenBank genome assembly